UUGCUUGUAGGCGCACCUGUCGGAUAUCCGGCUGGUUAUCCAUACCAUCCUGGACAUGCUGGUGUUCCUCCUGGUCAUCCGGGUGCUCAACAACAAGCUCCGCAAUUUGCGCCAGCACCACAUCCUGCUUCUCAUCCUUCUCAUCCGCAGCACCAGCAGUAUCUACAACAGCAACAGAUGUGGCAUCAACGAGGCGGCUAUCCAGGACAAAUUCCUCCACAACCCUCUAGGUAUGGGUAUCCACCAAGAAUGCCACCACCACAAAGUACAACUAGUCAUCAGAGUGCGGCCUCUCCUGGAGCAAGCAAGAUGAGGUAUCCUGCUCAAGUGGCCCAACCCCAGCCGGCAGUGACUCCGCAGCCACAACCACAAGCAUACGCAGCUAGGGCUCAGAUGGGCUCUUAUCCGCCCGUCCCGUCUCAGGCUCCAGCCCCAACUCCAUUACGUAGAAGCGACGGUGAUCAGUCAAAAGAGGAGACGUAA
Messenger RNA from Cylicostephanus goldi, 483 nucleotides. Lineage: Eukaryota; Metazoa; Nematoda; Chromadorea; Rhabditida; Strongylidae. The record is from the annotation of a GenBank genome assembly.